Messenger RNA from Heterotrigona itama, 6392 nucleotides. The record is from the annotation of a GenBank genome assembly. Lineage: Eukaryota; Metazoa; Arthropoda; Insecta; Hymenoptera; Apidae.
AUGUUUAGACCGAGUCGUAUAUACCUGAUACUCGUGAUUCAAGUUUUCACUGUUCUUCAACAAUGUCCGCGUACUCCGUGCCUUACGAUUGACAAUCGUUUAACUCCUACCGGAAAUGGUAAUUUGUGCAAUGCAAAACAUUGUUAUACGAGGAUAUCUAUUGGCUCUAAACUACCCGAUAUGGAUAUAGUGUUACGAACUAAUGCCAUAAGUUUGACAGAAUGUGAGGAAUAUUGUUUGAAAAGCAAGCACGGUUGCAAUGCAUUUUCAUUUGGCGUCGGUGCAAAGGGUAAUAGCACCUGUCUAAUUAGCCGACAGAUACCAGCAUUAGAAGAUUUAGAAACUCAUGCAGAAUACGACGUUUACGCGAGAAAACGAAGAGAUUCGAUAUGGUGUGAUUUCGAUCGUUUCUAUAAGAGUUUUAUACACGAAAGCGAAAAUCGUUCGGCGAAAGCAGACAAACUUAUUGGUAAAGGGUCUGUUGCAAAUAACAAUAAUCCUUUCUCGAAAUUAGUACCAGAAUCGAUGUCGGUAUUUACACCACACGAUACACUGUCAUUUUCGAGAAACAAAAAUGACAUGGUGAAUUAUGGACGCGUCGGUAGCUAUGAUUUAUUUAUCAAUCAUGAUCGACGAUUUCUCUCUGAUGGCAACAACCGUGGUAUCUUGGACGUUGUUGGAAACAAAAAUGGGAAAACGUCGUACAACCCUUUCGUUAUAAUUUGUCAUCGAAAGCUGCUACCUGGCAAGAAAAUGACGGGAUUGUUCAUUGAGCGGGUCGUCAAUUGUGAAAAUCUACAAGAUUGUUGUCGAGCAUGUGAUUACGAAAAGGCCUUUGCGUGUAAAGGUUUUAAUCACAGGCGAAGAACCGAUGAUUCGAAAUGCACGUGCGAAUUAACGUCAACGCCGCAUUUCCGAAUGGAUGUCGACGAAGAUUUCUCGAGCGAUUCUUAUUACGAUUAUUACGAGAAGAUUGAAAAUUGCCCUACGCCGGCGUGGCGUGAUAACAGCGUACCACGUUGGAAAAGUAAUAUCAAAAAUCCGAGAGGACAUAGUCAAAACACGUGGCUGGAUCGUGACAGCGUGAAUAAAGAUUUCCUAGACACAGAUCAUUCGAUUUAUAAAGAUAAUUAUCCACUAAGUCGUGACCCAACUUAUGAUUUUUCUAAUGGCCUCGCACAAACUGGCAAACUAUCUCAUUACGACGAUUCUCAUGGUUUUGUGCCUCGUUACCACGAUAUAAAUUGGAAUCGUAAUUGGAAAGGCUCAGAUACUCGUUAUCCCGAUAUCGUUAAUGACAAUGUCUUCCCCAACUCUCGCAUUCAUUACAAUAAAGAACAUUUCGAUGUAAAGCCGUCAAGUUUCUCCAAUUCACGAUUGGAAGAUCAUCAUUCUCUGACACACGAAUAUCCCAUUCCUAACGAGAACGAGCAAUUUUAUGGAAGAUUCUACAAUUAUGGCGGUGCGUUCGGCUAUAAUGAUAAUUACGUGUCCAUUCCAAAACAACAAUAUUACGAAAAACACGAGACGUCACAAAUGACAAGAAAAUGUUCAGUGAAAGCCGCCUCAGGUUCAAAAUUAAGCAGAAGCAUCUUACGAAAGACCUGUGUGGCACAUGACUUUGAACAAUGCGAAGAGUUUUGUACCAAUGAAACGAGUUUCUCUUGCGAAAGCUUUGCUUACAGAUCCAGCGUGCUAACCACGAAUCCUACCGAUAAUUGUUUACUAAGCGAUCGUUCCUAUCAGGAUUUAAAUUUCUACACUGAUCUCGAACCAAAUCGCGAUUAUGACACCUACGUACUAACACCAGAUACUCAGAACUGUUACUUGAAGAAAUCAGCAAAUCGAUAUCCGUCGGAAGAAUGUUUCUCGAGGAUCAGAAGUGGAUUUACCAUGCCGAUGGAUAUCACGAGGAGAUCGACAUUUGUCAAUGAUUUUGGAGAGUGUCAACUUGCAUGCACCACGUCACAUGAGUUCAUCUGCAGAAGUUUCGUUUUCAAAUAUGCGAUGGAUCAUCAAAAAGGAUACAGUCACGAGCCUAAUGUGUCGCCUAACUGUUUCUUGAGCGAUUGGCCGGCAGAAGAGAUAAAUCCUAUCGACAUGCCAGAUAUGGAUGGUGCUGAAUUGUACGAAAGGAAUACGUUAUCUCACGGCUGUGAAAUGUAUCCUCCGUCCCUAUCGAAUCCAAAUGUGAUUGCCCCGUACGAGAAAGAACCUUCUCUGUCGCACAUGGACGAACUUUGCUACUCUGAAUAUCACAGACCAUGCAGAUUAAUGUCACACGCGAUAGUUUCAUUGAUGCGAGCUAUCACAAAGCAAGACUGCCGACGUAAAUGUUCGACGAUGAGAAACACCGGUGUGAUACCUUGUAUGUCGUUUAAUUACAUCACUCCUAUCGAUGAUACACGGAAUAAUUGUUUUUUAAGUGAAAUAUCAAUACGAGAUCUAAGACCAAAUCUGGACUACGUUCAUGAUAACGAUCACGCGUUAUAUGCAUGGAAAGAUUUUGAUCCCUACUGUGGUUUAAUUGCUAAUUCUUUCAAUACGACAAAUGCACCAACGUUUGAAAAUCAUGAUCAACCACGUCCUCCUACGUUUGGUUAUGCAAACGCUCAAAGAACACCCGAGAGCGAAACACAUCCUCAUGAGCCAACUUUCUAUCCUUCCACUCGAUGGAGAAAUAAAUUUCGAUCCGAUGAUCAUGAACACGAUUACAAACAACAUAAGUUUAUUAAUGAAGAUAGCAGACCUCCUUUUGAGCCAGCAGCAAAUCAGUAUCCUCCAUCUCGACGUUAUACGGUAAACGGUUAUCCUUGCAAAAAUGGCACCGUCUGUCAACGAAAUGAAAUCAAUGGAUUCUGGUCUUGUGAAAUAGAAAACGAAUACGGUAGCUGGGAUUAUUGCUGCGAGCCUAGCCAUCAGUGUUACGUGGGUCCUAGCGAAGAUCAGUGGAGGCCUUGUAGCGAAACAUAUUAUCCGUAUCAUUUAGCAACAGAUCAUUCAACAUAUCGCCAAUCCUCAUUAUACACAGCUCGUCAUUGGCCAGUAAUUUACUUUCACGAAACGUCACCGCCAAAUUGUUCUACCAAUAAUCCUGACGCUAAGGAUUCAUGGAAACUACAAAAAAUGCCCAAAACUCGGCUCAUUACACGUUCAGUAACGAACAGCCGUCCACCUCAUAUGACUUUAAAUCUAGAGUGUUCAGAAGAGCCUCUCAGCAAAGCACAGUUAGUGUUACGAUUGGAACUCAAAGAAAAUUAUGACAGAAAUCAAAAUAAGAAUAAAUCUAUUAAAUUGAAUGUAGUAAAUAAUGCAAAUGGAUCCCAGGGUAACAUACAACUGGUUGUGGAUUCUCGAAUGGGAGUUAUUCUUGGACCUGUUGCUCAACCUCAAGGCUCUGCUAUGACAAAUGUUUCAUCAAAUUCAGUCUCUACUUCAGCUACACCAGGUUCGACAUCUAUAUCUACAGUUUCACCUAUAUCUACAGCUACACACUCUCAAACGGAAAAUCUACGACCAGUCCACAAGGUGUUACCAAUCUCAGAAUAAAAACAGUAAGUAAACAACAGAUUACAUCAACGGUGUCGUCAACAUCGGCAACCAUAAAUACGACUACAGGAACGAUACCGCCAACGGUAACGGUGACGGCAACGGCAACAAGACUGGCUAUUACAAAACCAACUGAGCAUACAAGUAUUGGUGGAAUAUCGAUUGGAAGUAAAAAUUCAGCUUGCGACCAAAUUGACGAAUCGAAGAAGAAUCUUCCAGAUGGAAGGGAAGUAACUUUUAACAAAAUAAACGGAGGCAGAACAUAUCCUUCGUUGGUCGUCGUACCUAGACCAAAUCUUCGUACAAAGGAUAUCGCGCCACAAAUAGCUCAAAAAGAAAGAUCGGAGUUAGAUAUGAAAGUCAAGAGCGUACUCAUGUUCUCGGCUACAAAGUUUGCUGAAUGGUUGAUACAGCAGGGGUUGGUAAAGUCUGAACAGUAUUGCAUGCAACAUAGUAAUAAUUAUCAAAGGACUAAGUUGAAAUUAGGAAUGUAUAGUGAUCAAGGUACAUUUCCAUAUUCGGGAGGAUACGUUUGGAUUUCAAGUUGUUGUCCAGAUCGUUUUGUUUCCGUGUUUUCCGGUUCAAUUUUCCAGGGUGCUGCUUACACACCUACCGUUCUUUUAAAAUUAAUUUAUCAUUGGGCAUGCCAAACAAACAUUCAAAAUGUUAUCUCUUGGGUGAAAGUAUCUAAUUUAUAUGUAAAAAAUUUUUAUACGCAUUUACGUAGUGUUUGUACUGCCGCAAUUUGGGAUAAAACUCGUAAAAUGGGAGGUAAAAACUUCGUGAUACAAAUUGGUGUAAUUAGUUUGGGUACAACGUCGCAGGACGGAAACUUACGACAAGUCAAAGUCGAAGUGCUUGGUGUAUUAGAUUAUACUACACUUGAUUUAAGAUUAAGAGCAUGCGAUCCAGUGCAGGAUGGUGAUAGGGCAUAUAAGCGACGAUUCAAUAAUAUUUUACAACCACUGAAAGAAUGGGUGCACACCGAUUCGAAAAUCAUGACUGACUUUUCCGUUGAUAAAAGUACACUUGAAGAAAUGGGUUUUAAUAAUGUAAUACAAUCAGCAUUUUCUGAACAAAGUCCUCGAAAUUUCAUGAGCAACUAUCACAUUAUGGAAUAUUUAAGGAAAAUUGUCCCAAGAAUGUUUCAAAAUACUCUUAGUUUACUUAGUAAACAAAUGAUACAACAAUUUUUGGACGAAUUAGUAUGGAGAGAAAUGUACGGAGCGACUGCCGCUCGAGCAUUUGAUAACAUUAUCGGACAUAUCGCAGAACAAACUAGAAUCGAAUCAAACGAAAGUCUCUUGGAUCGUUUGGCUAAGAUAGGUGCUAAUCCUUUUCAUAAUUGGUCUUACUCAAAUGCGAAUUCGUCACCGCUCAUGACACUGAAUAAAGAAGAAAUCUUUUCGGACUGCAAAGUUCUGAUUCCAGGUAGUAGCAACAUAAAACAGCAACAAGAAACGUUGCCAUCCGUUCAAAUAACGAAACCUGGCCCAAGAAGAGGACGAAAGAGAAAUCCAACAACAACGAUUAGCCCAGAACCCGAAUUGAAAAAAGCUAACUAUGAAUCAAAGAGUAUCAGAGAGAAAGAUAAGGAAAGUAAAAACGAUCAGAUACAAUUACAAGAAUUUUAUUAUGCUACUAUGGAAGGCGAUAAAACUCUUCUUAUAAAGGAGCAUAAAAGUUCUUUAUAUUUUAAAUGCUUUCUCUGUGCAACAAUAUUGCGUUCAAAUACAGAUGUAAUGGAACACACUAUUGGUCAUGUACCACCACAAGUACCCGGACAGUCACAUUCUCCAGUGUGCCGAUACUGUUGUACUGCAUUUUCAUCUCAACAUCAAAUGGUUACACACGUCACAGAAUCACACAGCAAUUUCGGCCACUCUGACAGUGAUAUGGUUGUCUGCGCCAUUUGUGAACAAAAAUUCGGUAACAGUGGUCUUCUAAUUAAUCACUUGUCAUCAGUGCACUGUCCUUCGGAGAUGCCUUACCGAUGCGAAACUUGCGGUUAUCGUACUUCCAGUCAUAAAGACGCUAUUGAUCAUUAUUAUCGUGCUCACGAAAAAGGUGAGGGAUUACAGUGUCCUUACUGUUUGAAAAUAAUAAAUUUCGCAAGAGAAAGUAAUCCCAACGUUACCAGCGUUCAUGCAUAUUUGUUACAUAUGCAAAGACAUGUUGUGAGAAGGGAACAAGGACGAGGAAAUAAAUGUUCCAGAUGUUGUCUUUGGUUCAAUCAGAAAAGUUCAUUGAAAAUUCAUCAAAGGGAACUGCAUGAUUCUGUAUCCGAUUCAAAGGUUAUUCCUUAUUCAACUGGUAGUAAUGGAAUAAUGAUUCCAAAACAACGGUUUCAAACUAGGCGGUUUGAAAUUGAUAGUCCAGUUACAGAAUUGCCACGCGAUGAGAGAGUUAAAAAAUGGGUUACUGGUCCAAUUACAGUGAAUGUUUCAAUUGAACAUCUAUCCUGUAAAGAAUGCGAAGAAGAUAUAGAUGAAGAAAAUCAUUAUCCAGGUGAACAAAUAUGCCAACAAUGUCGCUAUAUAACUUGUUGUUGGCGUGCGUUUAAAGAACAUCAACAACAAAUUCAUAAUGAACGACCUAUGACCAGUUUGGUAGUUCCUUCUCCUCUCAUUAAUAUUCCAUUAGAUAAAAAGAUGCAAUGUUCAUGUGGUUAUGCGACAACCGACGGAAAUCAAUUAGCUGCACAUUUGAUUAAAUGUAAAAAAGUAUCUGUCUAUCCAAUUGAAGAUACAGCACCGUCCGGAAUGUUAAACAGUUUGGGUCUUGUACCAAAAAAUAGCUCAGAUGAAGUUGACAUCGAUGUCAAAAGGACUAAUUUACGUUGA